AUAUUUUAAGAGAAAUCACGAAAAUGUUCGUACGAAAGGUUUGUGAAGAUUCAUCGACUUCCAGUCAAAGAUGUUCGAAGUAUGUAUUCAGGAAAAAACUAGAAAGGUUUUCGUGAUUAGCCUGUAUAGCAAUUAACCUUCAUAAAUUUCGCUGGCGACAAAUGAAAUGGUCGACGAUUUGGUUGAAGAUGAAUUGUAGCAGACCCGGAAGCCAUGGUUCUCGGUUCAACCCCAGACGAAAACCCGAACCAAACUGCAACCCUCUCCACAAACUUGCGAGAAUGCGCCGUAUGUAAAUUCUGCUUCGACUCCGAGGACAAAACCCCCAGAAUCUAUUGCCUGCAAAGGGGAAGUCCCGGAAUUCGUUUGCCACGAAUCCAAAAUCUCCAAUUCUCUGUGACUCCGAUGCAAACUACAAAGAGCCCAUCAUCAAAGGAACGCGUUUCUACCAGCUCUUUGAAAACUUUGCUAGCUGCUUACGACAGAGCCCGACCAAUUAAACCCAGCCAUGAAAGCGAAGACAGCUUGAACCUGUCGGGUACCUUUGGGUUUUCAGUGUCGGACCGACGGAAAGGCGGUCAUGUCGUCGACACGUCUGUGGACGAAUCCACGACAUCGUCACCGUCGUCGACAUCAUCGUCCUCGGCAUACAUGAAAUCCACACGUCGUGCCAGCGGCGAUUCCAGGCCUAAGAGAUACGUCACGGUUCCUCUCGAACUUUUGAACGACGAUCAUGCUGUCGAUUUGUUACGGGAUUCGCUGAAAGUGCAUAAAUCUUUGGCGGGGAAAACGAGGACUCGUCAGCGACGAUCCAAGAGACCCGGUCAUCGACACGAGCACAAACUCGUCACUGAGAAGAUCAUUUGUGAUUCCGAACGAGAUGGGUUAGAGCACAUAAUUGUCAAGACAAGGGAAGACAUGGAUGCUGCAGAUAUUUUGCGGCAUGUGGAAUGGAAAAGCUCUUUGUCUUCGCCGAAACUUGAGAAUUGGGCAAAGAUUUCUGGAAAACAGCCGUUAAUUCAAGAGAGAAUGUUGGAGCAUAAGCCAUCUGAUAUAUUGGCACUCAUGACAACUCCAGCAAAUGAAUUCAGCGCACUUGCAAAACGGGAAAUCCGUAACAACGUUGACUUGUUCCCUUCGACCAAGAAAAGGCACAAAUCGAUGAACAUCCAAUCGGAAAAAGGACACAGAAAAGCCAGAACCAAAUCCAGCCCAUCCAAGCAGCAAAUCGACUACCACGACAUCUGGCUGCUCCACGAAAUCAAGAAAAUUUUGAAAGAUUUCCUCAUGAAAUCUUCGAUUACGAGCAAUCAGAAAUACCUCAGUCGUGAUACAUCACCUGCGAUUCCCAUCGCCACAGAAAAUUUCACUAGUCAUGUUUAUGACAGCGAAGGUGCUCCUGUGGCCGAAGAUCCGAAAAUGGCUGCAAUAAUUACAAGGCCCUGCUUCCAGAAAAAGUCUGGAGUUUUCUUUGAAGCAGGUGCACUGGAUGGUGAAAUUCUUUCCACUUCACUUUACCUCGAAAGAACACUGAAUUGGACGGGUUUGUUAGCUGAAAUGAACCCAAUGGCUAUGGAAUUAUUGCUUGCAAAAAAUCGCAAAUCCUGGAUUGCUCCUGUUUGUCUGUCACCUCGACGGAAACCAAUUAAAGUAGAGAUGAAUAUGUUGCAUGACCCAAAAUUACUUCACACAAUGUGGGGAGCGACAAUAAGUGCCAAAAAAUGGGCAAAGAACAUGAAAACCUGGAACCACAAAGGGAAAGUUCCAUUUUCUGCCACAGUUGAUUGUUAUCCUCUCGAAGCUCUGCUUUCAGCAGCAAAUUUUCAAGAAAUCGACUUGUUCUCGCUAGACGUUGAAGGCGUCGAACUUCAAGUGCUCAAAACAAUCAACUGGGACAAUUUCAAAAUCAAGGUCAUUUUGUUGGAUUUGCUACACACGGAAGAAGGCGAAGCUGCUGUUGCUGAAUUUUUGCAGUCGGUCGGAUUCGUUUAUAUCCGAGGGAAAGGCGCUGAAGUUGUUUACGUUUCAGAAGCUCAUUUGCGAACAAUCGAAAACAUUUCAAUUUGUAUCACUCUAGCGCUUUUCGCUAUUGGCGUAAACGCGAGGAAAGACAGCCUUGAUUUGGAAGUUGAAGAUGCUAUGAACAGCUUGAAAUUCGAGGAUGAAAUCCUGAAUUUCAACGAACAACCUGUGCCAAUUUGGACAUGUUUGCAACGCGUCGGACAAAUAGUGAGGAGGUCGAACGAUUACCCCGUUCUGGUCAGGACCGGGGUCGGACUCAGCGCAAUUUCCUCAGCUUCAGGGUGUCCCCAAUGGAUUCACGUACAAACAGAACGUGAAAUGCGAUCAGCAGAACGUCGUCAAGAAUUGAGUCUCGUUGAGCAAGUCGGAGAAGUCCUGACCUCGGGUUUCGCAAUGCCUCGAGGUGACCUGUGCCCGAAGGACACGGCUCAGUGCCAAACUGGUUCAUCAGAAGACAACACUGCGGAAACUUUCACCCCAAAAUGCAAUAAUUCCGUACAUUUUCGCGACUGCCAUCGUCUGCGUCAUAAGGUUUUGGGAACGUCUUAUCCUUCAUCGGAAGUGCCUGAAAACCGAGCCAUGAGUGAAUGGACACUUUGGGUACGGAAUUUAAGCAAGGCAAUCUCAGACAAUGGCGGGAUCCGGGCAUCAGUGUACAAACUUUACCGCCAGAAUGAUUUGAAAGAUGGAAAAUUGGUUGGAGAAGAUCAGUUUGGCAAUAAAUAUUAUGAGAACACCCGGUACUUUUUCGGCAGAAACAGAUGGGUCAUUUACCAUCCAAGUGUUGGAGUGGAUUAUGAUGGGAGUAUGAUCCCUCCAGACUGGUAUGGAUGGUUGCACUACAAAACUGACUUCGCGCCGACUGUCAAGGCUCGCGUAAAAUACCCAUGGAUGAUGAAGUACGAAAAAAAUCUUUCGGGGACUAAACAUCAGUAUACUCCUUAUUCAACCACUGUCCCUAAAAUUGUCGCCUGGAAACCGAAAUCAAAGUCUAAGGAUUGAUUUUGCAGGUUCGAUCAUUCGAAUCUAUUCGGGGAUUUUAUCAUAAGAAUUUAUUCGUGGGGCGAUGAAUUCACUUCGGGAUGACAAGCGACAUCUAUCUUCACGUUGUAGUCAUUCCGUUUCCACCUGCAAAACGUUUAAAGCAGAUACCUCUUUCAACAUCUUCAAGCUAGUUCCCAAGCUGUAUCGCUCAAGAUGAAGAGUAAUGCACUAAAUAAAAAAAAUAUUUCAAGCCGCCAAGGAC
Messenger RNA from Notodromas monacha, 3268 nucleotides. Lineage: Eukaryota; Metazoa; Arthropoda; Ostracoda; Podocopida; Cyprididae. The record is from the annotation of a GenBank genome assembly.